GGUAGAGUAAUGGCGGCCUUCUUUGCGCUGGUCAGACCGGGAGAAAACUCAUCAUAGUAACAACCAAACCGCAAGCAGGACCUGGCAUGGAGGAGCGGCUCAGCUGACCGGGACGAGCGCGGAUCGCCGUGCGCCGCCUUCUGCCUCGAGUUCACCACCGGAUCUACAAAGGACCCGAGAAAAAAGAGAAAAGGAAGAGGGAAGUGAAGGAAGCUAACGCUAACAGCUAGCUGCUAGCAGUCUGUCAACACGGCUGUCACAACGCCGAAGAACCCGGGCUAAGACACCCGAAGAACCCGGGGAAGAGGCGCGAGGAACCCGGGCUAACACACCCGACGAACCCGGAACCAGGGAUAACACACCCAACGAACACGGGGAAGAGGCGCGAGGAACCCGGGAUAACACACCCGAAGAACCUGGGGAAGUGGCGUGAGGGAUCUGAGUGUCUGCGACCACCGAGGCCGGUGCGGGGUCAGUGGAGCUGAAGGUCGCAGAGCCGGUUCCUGGCCGUUGCUCAUGAUGAGCGGUCCGGGACAGGACAGUGAGCCAGAGGCCAAGGUUCUGCUCAUCAAGCGGCUCUACAGAGCCGUGGUGGAGUCUGUUCAUAGGCUGGAUGUCAUCAUCAGCAGCAAGUCGUCCUACAGAGAAGUCUUCAAGCCGGAGAACAUCAGCCUUCGGAACAAGCUGAGGGAGCUGUGUGUGAAGCUGAUGUUCCUCCACCCUGUGGACUACGGCCGCAAGGCGGAGGAGCUGCUGUGGAGGAAGGUUUACUACGAGGUGAUCCAGGUGAUCAAGACCAAUAAGAAGCACAUCCACAGCCGCAGCGCUCUGGAGUGCGCCUACCGGACACACCUGAUCGCCGGCGUGGGAUUCUACCAGCACCUGCUGCUCUACAUCCAGUCCCACUACCAGCUGCAGCUGCAGGACUGCAUGGACUGGACCCACGUCACGGACCCCCUGAUCGGCCGAAAGAAACCUGUGUCAGCGAGCCCGAAGGAGAUGGAGUGGGCUCAGGUGGCCUGUCACCGCUGCCUGGUUUACCUGGGAGACCUGGCUCGAUACCAGAACGAGCUCGCCGGCGUGGAGGCGGAGCAUCUGGCCGAGAGGUUUUACCACCAGGCUCUGUCCGUUGUGCCUCACGGAGGAAUGCCUUAUAACCAGCUGGGAACGCUGGCAGGAAGCAAAUUCUACAAUGUGGAAGCCACAUACUACUACCUGCGCUGCAUCCAAUCAGAUGCUCCAUUUGAGGGCGCCUACGGAAACCUGAAGCGGCUGUUUGACAAAGCGGCCAAAAUGUACCAGCAGGUCAAGAAGCAGGAGAUGAAGAAGCUGUCUCCAUCCAGACACAGGUCCAGGGUCAUCAAGCGCCUCCUGGUGAGCUUCAUGUACCUGCAGAGUCUGCUGCAGCCUAAAAGCAGCCUGAUGGAGACGGAGCUCACGUCGCUCUGCCAGGCGGUGCUGGAUGACUUCAACCUGGUGCUUUUCUACCUGCCGCCGCCGCCCGGCGCUCUGCCGCCGCCGCCCGGCGACGAGGACGAGGAGCAGCCACAGCACGCCGACGUCUCCUGCGGCGUGCUGCCCGACACGCUGGUCUUCAAGAUGGUGGUGACCUGUCUGAUGGUGGUGCACAGCCUGAAGAGAGGAGGGUCUAAGCAGUACAGUACCUCCAUAGCGUUCACUCUGGCUCUGUUCUCUGAGCUGGUGAACCACGUCAACAUCAGGCUGCAGGCUGAGCUGGAGGAGGCGGAGAGCCAGGUCCCUCCUCUUCAAACCGACGCUGCAGAUGAGCUGGACAUUAGGGACUUGUCCUCGGCGCCGGCUGACGCCCCCCCUCCCCUGCAGAAUGGCUCCCUGGAACAGGAGGACGAGGAAGACAAGGACGACGACGAGACAACCCACGGUGCCGAGAAGGCAGGACGACCGGAGGAGGACAAGCAGAAGAAGAAGUACAGCCGUCUUUCUCGGCUCCGCCGCCGGCGCUGUGCGCGGAGUGCUGUCCGGGGGGGGGACGAGAGCGACCUCAGCGAAGGCUUCGAGAGCGAGGAGGAGGAGGAGGAGGAGGAGGAGGAGGAAGAGGAGCAGGGGACGGGGGCGGUUCACUCCGACGCCCCUCCAGCUCCAGCUCAGCUCCAACCUGCAGCUGGCCGGACGGAGGCGCUGGUGGAGGGCGGCCACUGGGGGAGUGGCUCCGAGGAGGAGGAGGGGGGGACGGCCUUCGACGUGGAGACGGACUCAGACAUGAACAGCCAGGAGUCCCGCUCCGACCUGGAGGACAUGGAGGACACGGACCACCUGGAGGGCCCGGUCCGGGAGCAGCAGCAGGACGAGGAGAGAGAGGAGGAGGGGGUCGGGGACGGGGACGACCCCCCCGCCACCAACGGGCCCCUCCUGCCACCAGACUCCAGCAGCAUCAGUAGCAACCUGCAGGCCGUGUCGUCGCAGCUCUUCCAGGCCAAACGCUGCUUCCGCCUGGCCCCCACCUUCAGCAACAUGCUGCUCCGGCCUCCACCCUCCUCCACCUCCUCAGGGAUCCCCACACCCACAGACUGCUCCGCUCCCCCCUCCCAGGAGACCCCUCCUCCGCCCGGGGACUCCACCUCUGACCGCAUUGUUAUUGUUGGCACUGCCAACGGCAACACGCAGAACGACUUGGACUCAGACUCAGACAUCAGUCAUCACAGCUGUCAUUCAGUCCAUAGUGAGAAAACUCUCUUGGAGAAGCUGGAGAUUCUGACCAAUCAGGGCUUAAUCCAGGUGGUCAAGAUCUUUGUUGAUUGGCUGAGAACAAACACCGACAUCAUCCUGAUGUGUGCUCAGAGCUCUCAGUCUCUCUGGGACCGACUGUCGGUGCUGCUCAACCUGCUCCCAGACGGCAGCAAGAUGCUGGAGGCCGAUCUGGAUCUGGACUCUCAGCUGACCCACCUGCUGACGGAGUGUGAGAAUCCUGCUCUGGUUCAGACUCUGCUGCUGCCUGAGGAUCUGGCUCUCAGACACCUCCCUGCUCUGAACACGGCCCACCGCCGGCUGGACUUCACCCAGAGGACCCGCCCCCUCAGCCCCCUGCAGGAGUGUGUAGUUCGAGUGUCUUGUAUCCGUAGUUUCGGUCACUUCCUGUCGAAUCUCCAAGGCAACGUGCUGCGGUUCAACAGGGAGGCGGGAAUCUUCACCAGCAUCAGCCAAUCAGAGCCGGAGAAUCUGGUGCAGCAGGCCAAGGCUCAGUUCAGGAUGGCUGAGGAGGAGGCCCGUCAGAACCGCCUCAUGAGGGACAUGGCUCAGCUCCGCCUGCAGCUGGAGGUGUCUCAGUUAGAGGGUAGUCUCCAGCACCCCAAGGCUCAGUCCUCCAUGUCUCCGUACCUCGUCCCCGACUGCUCCGCCUUCUGUCAACACCUGAGUCUCAUCAGACAGCUGUCAGCCAGCGGCUGCUUCAUCAUCAUCGUCCCCCGGACAGUGAUUGACGGACUGGACCGGUUAAAGAAGGAGAACCCCGGAGCGAGGGAUGGGAUCCGUUUCCUAGAAUCUGAGUUCCGUAAAGGCAACAGGUACAUCCGCUGUCAGAAGGAGUCCGGGCGCAGCCUUGAGCGAGACAAAGUGAAACGGCAGGACAUCGAAGCCUGGCACCUGUUCAAGAUGGUGGACAGCUGCCGCCAGCUGACUGUCUCCCAGAGCAAUGGGGACGAGGACACCGCCGGCAUGGUGACCAUCCUGACGGGUCAGCAGCUGGAGGAGCUCUGCACUCGCUCAGCGGCCAUGAAGGCGGCGCUGGCGGCUGCUGGAUCGGCGGGAAUGGAGCUGAAGAACAUGGUGGAAUUCUACCGGCAGUGGAAGGAGAUGGGCUGAGAGGAAGAGGAGGAGGAGGAAGAGCUGUCACCACUCUCUCUCUCUCUUCUUUCUCUCUCUCUCUCUCUCUCUCUCUCCCCCUCUCCUGCUCUCUCUUGCUAUCGCUCGCUUUCGCACUCUCUCUCUCUCCCU
Molecule: messenger RNA, 3969 nt
Organism: Salarias fasciatus (jewelled blenny)
Lineage: Eukaryota; Metazoa; Chordata; Actinopteri; Blenniiformes; Blenniidae
Gene: smg5
Product: SMG5 nonsense mediated mRNA decay factor
Exons: 22
Coding region: 517-3837 (1106 amino acids)
Biological process (GO): nuclear-transcribed mRNA catabolic process, nonsense-mediated decay
Cellular component (GO): telomerase holoenzyme complex
Molecular function (GO): telomeric repeat DNA binding; telomerase RNA binding; protein binding
Source: RefSeq, a predicted model, not a curated record